CGAAUUUGAAAAGGCGGCCCUGGAGAGGCGUGGGCGCCCCCCAGAAACUUCCAACUCGCACCCGGGCUCCGCUCGCUCGCCGGCUCGCUCGCUCUGCUCCCGGCGGGGGCCGCGGGUUCGGUCCGGCCGCGGGUGCGCUCCCGCCUGUCCUGCCGCCCGGGCUCCGGGUCCCCGCGGGCGGCCGCGCAAGAUGAAGCUGGCUCUCCUCCUGCCCUGGGCGUGCUGCUGCCUCUGCGGGUCGGCGCUGGCCACCGGCUUCCUGUACCCCUUCCCGGCCGCAGCCCUGCAGCAGCACGGCUACCCCGAGCCGGGCGCCGGCUCCCCCGGCAGCGGCUACGGGAGCCGCCGGCACUGGUGCCAUCACACGGUGACGCGGACGGUGUCCUGCCAGGUGCAGAAUGGCUCCGAGACCGUGGUCCAGCGCGUGUACCAGAGCUGCCGGUGGCCCGGGCCCUGUGCCAACCUUGUGAGUUACAGGACUCUGAUCAGACCCACAUACAAAGUGUCCUACCGCACGGUGACGGUGCUGGAGUGGAGAUGCUGUCCUGGCUUCACCGGGAGCAACUGUGAUGAGGAAUGCAUGAACUGUACCCGGCUCAGCGACAUGAGUGAGAGGCUAACCACGCUGGAGGCCAAGGUUCUCCUGCUGCAGGCGGCAGAGCAGCCCGCAGGCCCGGGCAAUGACCUGCCGGCCCCCCAGAGCACCCCACCACCCUGGAACGAGGACUUCCUCCCUGACGCCAUCCCCCUCGCCCACCCAGGGCCCCGAAGAAGAAGGCCCACGGGCCCCGCCGGGCCCCCGGGGCAGACGGGACCGCCAGGGCCUGCAGGUCCCCCAGGCUCCAAAGGUGACCGGGGCCAGGCAGGAGAGAAGGGCCCAGCAGGGCCUCCCGGCCUCUUGGGGCCGCCAGGACCCCGCGGGCUUCCUGGAGAGAUGGGGCGCCCGGGCCCCCCUGGCCCCCCCGGCCCAGCAGGCAGUCCAGGCUUCCCUCCGAACGGCCCCCAGGGUGUCCUCUACUCCCUGCAGUCGCCGACAGACAAGGACGAUGGACACUCACAGCUGGCCUCUGCUGCUGUGGACACCGUGCUGGCCGGCGUCCCAGGGCCCCGGGGCCCCCCUGGCCCUCCAGGUCCUCCUGGCCCACACGGUCCCCCAGGACCGCCGGGUGUACCUGGAUCCCAGGGCCUGGCCGGAGAGCGGGGCAUGAUGGGACCGGCUGGCGAGCCCGGCGGGAAGGGACAAGAAGAGGAGAAGGCGGCUGCAGAGAGUGAGGGGGUGCAGCAGCUGCGGGAGGCCCUGAAGAUCCUGGCAGAAAGGGUCCUCAUCCUGGAGCACAUGAUCGGGAUCCACGAUCCCCUGGCCUCCCCCGAGGGGGGCUCCGGCCAAGAUGCUGCCCUGAGAGCCAGCCUCAAGAUGAAGCGUGGGGGCUCCCCGCCCGCCGACGGUCCCCUCGCCGCCCUGCUCGGCCCCGACCCUGGGCAGAGGAGCGCUGGCCAGGCCAGCGGCGGGAAGUAAGAGGCCAGCUCUCCGGGACAAGCCCCCCCAGAGACCCAGCUCCGAGCCCUGCGUGGCCACCGGCUUCUGAAGACACCACGUGGUGGGACUGGGCUCCAGGCACCGAGGAUCCUGAGGGACGCUGGCUCCCGGGGCCUGGGGGCCUUGGGGACAGAUGGCAACUGCAGAGGCAGGGUCCAGAGGGCCCCGGCACCCUUGGCGGGGCCCUUUCCUGGUCCCUGCCCUCCCCCGCCCUCACUUUCUGCAGGAGACGGGCUCUGGGUGGGCUGGGCGGGGCACGAGAAUAAUCAUAAUACUCAUCAUUCACUGAGUCUGGGCCUGUCCGAGGGGCUUUCCCUACAUUGUCUCAUUUAACCCUUAGGAGGCAGGCUUGCUACCCCACUUGCCACGGGAGGACGGAGGCUCGGCCAGUGUAAAUAACGUGCCAAGGCCAGGGGACCAGGGACAGCCAGGGCAGGAUUUGAACCCAGGCCUCUCGGUUCCUUAACUCGGGACCCCGCCAGCUUCCUGUCUUCACAGAGAAACUCAGGGCAGGCGUGGGGCUGUGGGGAGGCUGGCCCGGCCCGCAGGGAAGGCAGGCAGGGUCCCGGGCCUCCUUCCUCAGCCUCCCCGUCCCUGGGCUUGGGGUCUGCUCCAGGGUCUGGCGGCGGCUGCUCUCAGAGGCCAGGGAGACCCUGAAUAAGCCCAUGACGCUCACAUGGACUUGGGGACAGUGAGAGAGGGGCACUGGGGGUGCAGGGGCCUUCAAACCAAACUGGCAGUCGCCCACCGCUGCCUCCCAGUCUCUCUGAGCCCACCCAGUCCAGCCCCCGAGCCGAGAGGAGGCAGUAUUUCCCGGGAACGUGCACCUGAGGAGGCCGUCACUUGCAGGCCUGCCCUCUCUGGGAACCUGUAGGGUUGGCCAUUUCCAGAUCGCACAGCAAGUCUAACGACCCUUUGACAAUCUAGAGGAAGGACAGCUGAGUCCCAGGCCCCAUCAGGAGAGACACUGCCUGCUGAGGGCUGUGGGCCCGGGGAAGGGAACUCAGUAGGUGGCCGGGGCCCGGGACCCCAGAGCAGCUCAGACCGCAGCCCUUAAGGCCUCUCGGGCCCUGGGUCCCCUGUGACCUGGACCAGCCCUGCUUCUCCUCUCUUGCCGGGCCGAGACCCAAAGAUCGUGGUGACACCCCAGGGCCUGUGUCCCCUCAGGGCAGGAGCCAUCUGUCCCCAGCGUCCUUGGUGCUCCCGGGAGGUUGUAGCCUGGUCCCACAGGCCCCGGUAACCUCUUCUUGCCCUCAAGGUCCCGAUGGCCCCUUGUGAGGCAGAACUGGCCUGGGGGCCCAGGUGUGGCAGU
Prionailurus viverrinus (fishing cat) is the source of this 2849-nucleotide messenger RNA. It is a transcript of the gene COL26A1, whose product is annotated as collagen type XXVI alpha 1 chain. Gene Ontology annotation, molecular function: protein binding. The record is from RefSeq and is a predicted model, not a curated record. NCBI's taxonomy places the organism in Eukaryota, Metazoa, Chordata, Mammalia, Carnivora, Felidae. Bases 191 to 1516 code for a protein of 441 amino acids. The transcript is spliced from 13 exons.